This is a messenger RNA of Hemicordylus capensis (graceful crag lizard), 2834 nucleotides long. It is a transcript of the gene MFSD11, whose product is annotated as major facilitator superfamily domain containing 11. The record is from RefSeq and is a predicted model, not a curated record. Lineage: Eukaryota; Metazoa; Chordata; Lepidosauria; Squamata; Cordylidae. The transcript is spliced from 15 exons. The coding region runs from base 553 to 1902 and encodes 449 amino acids.
UGAUUGUCUCUGCAAACUGCCCCGGGGCGGGGGUCUUACAAUUUAUCUUGGGCUGAACGUGAGGCUUGGCUCACUUCUUGAGACAUCCGAGACAAUUACUCCGCAAUCCUAUUUAGGAUUUAAUCGAGUAAAUCCAUUUAAUCGGGACAGGAGUAAAUAGCUACGGAACUCCGUCGUAUUUACUUCCGAAUAAGCUAUUAGGACCGUGUGUUUGGGAAGCUGAGGGCUGAGUCUCAGUUCAAGAAUUUUAAUGCACAGUACAAGGCGCUUAGCUUGAUGUAUUAACACAGGACUGACAACUUGAAAUAUUAGCAUAGGACUCCAGUAUACUUCUUUCUCCUCCAUGUUUCGCCCUCUAAUCCACAGGAGCUCCAUUUCUCGUCAGAUGAUUUAAUAUCUUUUGGCCAAAAACUGACUCAGAGAUAUGGUGAGGAAGUGAAGUGUACGAGUAGAUCAGUUAGCGCAGAAUGUGGAGCAAGGAAUUUAGAAAAGAAACUUAAAAGGUAGACGUUCCCCCUGCUUUAGCCUGACAGCAUUUUAAGAAAAUCCACAAUGAAUUCUGAAUCAAAAAAGCAGUUGAAUGUCGUCGUCUUAGGCACAGCCUUUAUGUUUAUGUUCACAGCUUUCCAAACAUGUGGGAAUAUUGCGCAAACUGUCAUCACAAAUUUAAACCACACAGAUUUUCAUGGCAGUGCUUAUACAAGCAUGGCUGUUAUUUAUGGAGUCUUCUCAGCAUCUAAUCUUAUUUCACCUUCGGUGGUUGCCAUCAUAGGGCCACAAUUGUCUAUGUUUAUUAGUGGCAUCUUUUAUAGUAUAUAUAUUGCCAUUUUUAUCCAGCCUCUUACUUGGACAUUCUACACAGCCUCUGUUUUGCUUGGGAUAGCAGCUGCUGUACUGUGGACUGCCCAGGGAAACUGCCUGACCAUAAAUUCCAAUGAAAAUACAAUUGGCAGAAACAGUGGCAUCUUCUGGGCAUUAUUGCAGUCCAGCUUGUUUUUUGGAAAUCUCUAUAUAUACUUUGCCUGGCAAGGGAAAAGCCAUAUAUCAGAUAGUGACCGCAGGACUGUCUUUAUUGCUCUGACAGUAAUCAGCCUCGUGGGCACCGUUCUGUUUUUUCUCAUUCGAACUCGAGAGGAGUCAGAUUCAGAGGAAGUAGAAACCUCGGCAUCUGCUGAUAAUAUUGUAGAACACACGUCUGGACAAAGCAAAAUUACAAAGGCAGUGGAUGCAUUUAAAAGAUCUAUUAAGCUCUGUGGAACGAAAGAGAUUUUGCUGCUUAGCAUCACAAUGGCCUAUACAGGUCUGGAGUUAACAUUCUUCUCCGGAGUGUAUGGGACCUGUAUAGGUGCUGUAAAUAAAUUUGGCACAGAAGAAAAAAGUCUGAUUGGACUCUCUGGUAUUUUCAUUGGCAUUGGAGAAAUACUAGGUGGAGGAGUCUUUGGCCUCAUAAGCAAGAGCAACCAAUUUGGCAGGAACCCAGUGGUGAUGCUAGGCAUUGUGGUCCAUUUCAUAGCUUUCUAUUUGAUUUUCUACAACAUGCCAAAUGAUGCCCCCAUUGCCUCCAUAAGUGGGACAGACAGCAUAGCAUACAUGGAACCAAGCAAAGAAGUUGCGAUUUUUUGCAGUUUCUUACUCGGCUUAGGUGAUAGUUGCUUCAACACUCAGCUCCUCAGUAUUUUGGGGUUCCUGUACUCGGAAGAUAGCGCCCCUGCCUUUGCCAUUUUUAAAUUUAUCCAGUCUGUCUGUGCAGCCAUAGCUUAUUUCUACAGCAACUACCUGCUUCUUCAAUGGCAGCUUCUGAUUAUGGUUGUGGUUGGCUUCUUUGGGACUAUUUCCUUCUUCACAGUGGAGUGGGACGCCCCAGCCUUUGUUGCCAAGAGCACAGAUUACAGCAGCAUUUGACGGAGGCAUUUUCAUCAGCCUGGAACAAUAUUCACAUGGAAAUAUACACACACACACCCUUAUUGAAAAGACUUGAUGACAUUUUCAAUUCCAGAAGCAUGAAUUAAAGAACUCUGUAGUGUAAUGGAGAACAACCAUAACAAGACAUGGAAAUACUAAACACCAAAGUUUUAAAAAGUUUGUUUUCUUAUAUGAAUAAACCAGUGGUGAUGGAAAUCAUGUGUGAAAGAGGGACCUGGCAAUCAAGGCACUGAGACAUUCUUUUUAAGAUUUGCACUUGCUGAGUGCCUGCAUCUCAUCCAUUAUCGGCAUUUUACCAUUGUCCUUUUUAAUUACAUUUCUGUUUUCUUUUAACUUGUCUUUACCUGAAGCCUUUUAAACAGUUGUCUUGUCAGAAUUUUACCUGUGCAUGAGUGAAUAUUUUCCAUUAGGCACACUACAACACACUGUAUUUCUGGAAGACCAGUUCACUUUCUGGAUUUGUGUGGUAAUUCAUAGAAGGGAUUCUAAUGCUUUUGUUUUUAAUUUUCACAUUCUAUUUUCUUCUAAUAUGUCUACUUUAUAAUGUGAACUAGCAUCAGUUUAUAAAAAGUGAAUAUAUAUUAUGGGAUAACAGCAUAAGGGAAUUAAAUGUCUUUGUACAAAAUAUUUUGCUAAAUUUGUUUAAUUAGAGGCAAAAAUUAUUAAGGUUCAGAGGCCCAAUAGUCCCCAUAUCUCUUCCUAUGUGCCCUGAGACCUUUUAUCUUUUCUCAGGAUCAAGUUUAUAGUGAUGUUUGCUGCUAUAAGACUGUGUAGGAAAUGCACUCUUGAGACAUUACUAUAAUGAUCCCACAAAUAUUUGAAUAACUUGGUGGUUUCAGUGAGCCCAGUUUGAUUUGUCACAUGCAUAAAAGUACAUGGGUACACGAAUAAAAGCAAGAUUAAGGAAUGUG